AUGGGCUCCUGCGAGAUGACGGCCACGGAGGUAGCGGCGCUGCUGGAUCUGAAGCCGCACCCGGAGGGCGGCUUCUACGCCGAGACCUUCCGCGACUCCUCCGUCUCCCUCAGCACCGCCCAGCUCCCGCCGCAGUACAAGGUCGGUCGUGCUGUGAGCACUGCUAUCUAUUUCUUGCUUCCUUCAGGGAGUGUUUCACAUCUGCAUCGUAUUCCUUGCGCUGAAACCUGGCAUUUCUACAAGGGAGAGCCUCUCACGGUAUUUGAGCUACACGACGAUGGCCACAUUGACCUCACCGUAAUUGGUCCGCACCUAGAUGCUGGGCAGCGCCCCCAGUACACCGUGCCACCAAAUGUGUGGUUUGGAUCUUUCCCUACGUUGGAUGUUGAGUCGUUUGCAUCCGAUGGCAGCCAUCUUGUGAACUCUCGGAAGCGAGACCCCGAGAAGCACUACUCCCUUGCUGGCUGCACCUGUGCCCCUGGCUUUGAGUAUGAAGAUUUUGAAAUGGCCUCUUUUGAUGAUGUGAAAUCUAUUGCCCCGAAGGCAGAACCCUUCCUCAAUUACCUUAUUCCUUCCAAGAAGUAA
This is a messenger RNA of Triticum turgidum subsp. durum (durum wheat), 585 nucleotides long. Lineage: Eukaryota; Viridiplantae; Streptophyta; Magnoliopsida; Poales; Poaceae. The record is from the annotation of a GenBank genome assembly.